ACUUAAUUAGAAGAGAAAAAGAUGAGUGAAGUAGUUGAAGACGGUUCUGCCAUUCCUCCUCCAAGGCAUGGGAUAGAUUCUGAGGCACAGGCCCCUCCUAUGCAGAUGCAGUACAAUUCACCUUCUUUGUCAAGAAACCCUCUGUUGCUAUCAGCAGAACAUGAUGAAAGUGCAGCAAACAGAACCCAAAAAUUAUCCCAAGCUCCCAACUUCCUCACCCCCUUGGGCACUCCAAUUAGGAAGGCUAUCCAACUCACCAAGCUUGAUCCUCAUGAUGCAUGGCUUCCCAUCACCGAGUCAAGAAAUGGUAAUGCCUACUAUGCUGCCUUUCACACUCUUUGCUCCGGAAUUGGAAUUCAAGCCCUUGUUCUUCCAGUGGCCUUCACCAUUCUUGGGUGGACAUGGGGAAUAAUAAGCUUGACAGUGGCUUUCAUAUGGCAGCUUUACACGCUCUGGGUAUUGGUCAAGCUACAUGAAUCCGAGGAAACUGGGAUGCGGUAUAGCAGAUAUCUCCAACUCUUCAGUGCUACUUUUGGUGAGAAAAUGGGCAAGCUCUUCGCCCUGUUUCCAAUCAUGUAUUUAUCAGGAGGCACAUGCGUUGCCCUCAUCAUCGUCGGUGGUUCAACUAUGAGGCUUUUCUUUCAAAUUGUUUGUGGGCAUUGCUCUGCGAAGCCGUUGACGACAGUGGAGUGGUAUUUAGUGUUUACGUGUGCAGCAGUCGUCCUUUCCCAGCUACCCAACUUGAAUUCCAUAGCUGGUGUCUCUCUGGUCGGUGCUGUCACUGCCAUUGGCUACUGUACGAUGAUGUGGAUGAUUUCUGUCACUGAGGGAAGGCUAGAUGGGGUGUCUUACGACCCAAUUAAAGAAGAAGACAACAUCGCUAUGAUUUUCAGCGUUCUAAAUGCCCUGGGGAUCAUCGCUUUUGCUUUUAGAGGCCACAAUCUUACGCUUGAAAUACAGGCGACCAUGCCAUCCACUGAAAAGAAACCAUCUAAGAUACCAAUGUGGAGAGGGGUUAAAGUUGCAUAUUCGAUCAUUGCAAUGUGCCUGUUUCCCCUCGCAAUUGGAGGAUAUUGGGCUUACGGUCACAAGAUACCUGCAAAUGGUGGAAUGUUAGCGGCAAUUUAUCAGUACCACGGACGACACACUUCACAAGCUAUCCUUGCAUUAACAAGUUUAUUUGUCAUAAUCAAUGCUAUAAGCUCAUUCCAAAUCUAUGGGAUGCCGAUGUUCGAUGACAUGGAAUCGAAGUACACCAAAAGGAAGAAUAAGCCAUGUCCAUGGUGGCUCCGGUCAGUGUUCAGAGCUAUGUUCGGAUACGGUUGCUUUUUCGUGGCAGUGGCAAUCCCUUUCUUGGGCAGUCUAGCAGGUUUGAUAGGAGGAAUUGCAGUGCCAGUGACCUUUGCUUAUCCAUGUUUUAUGUGGCUAAAAAUUAAGAAGCCUAAGAAGUAUAGCCUAAUGUGGUGGCUGAAUUGGGGACUGGGGCUCUCAGGCACUGUUCUUAGCGUUGUACUAAUAGCAGCAGGGGUUUAUGUUGUGAUUGACACAGGUAUUGAAGUGAGCUUUUUCAAGCCUCACUAAAACUGAUCAUUACUUAGGAAGUUAUAGGCCUACUUCAUUUCAGAUUUCACUCUGUCAAUUUGGAUGAACUUCUUAUUUUAACAAAUAAUAUCGAUGCAGAUUAAUAUAUGUAAAUAUUCAUGUUUGUCAUUAGGUUUUCAAAAUAUGUUUUCACUUUCAGUGAGUUAAUUUAUGGCUAUUUUGUAUUAUUCAUAUAUCCCAACUAUUCGAAUCUUGAAAAUAUAAUCAGUAGUUGAAUUGUAACAGAUAUUUUAGUUUACUCUUAUUAUGUACCUAAACCUUUGAAAUAAAAAAAACAAAUGAA
Molecule: messenger RNA, 1885 nt
Organism: Durio zibethinus
Lineage: Eukaryota; Viridiplantae; Streptophyta; Magnoliopsida; Malvales; Malvaceae
Product: lysine histidine transporter-like 8
Source: RefSeq, a predicted model, not a curated record